AUGCAAGCCUGUUCAUGUAAAAAUAAAACUUUGACGAUAUUUCAUAAUUGUUUUUUCAAACCAUUGGCAACUUUAUGAAUAUGUUUUGGCAACUCGUUAUGGAAACUGUGGGGGAUGUGUAUAAAUAAGAAACGAUGCGCACAGUUUGGUAUAGAAGGUUCAAGUUUGUGUUAGAAUCUAACCUGAUUUAAGACGUAAAAAUGAAGCUUUCGGGAAUGGUCAUCGUCGUUCUUGCUGUUAAUCUCUUUGAGUUUGGAGACGCAGAAAUCACUGGAUGGACAAAACCAAGUGUUAUUAGCGGUGCUAGUGGAACUGCGACUGGAAUUUCAAAAGCUGAAGAUGUAGCAGUCGAUAGUGAAAUAGCAGAAUUCACGGCAACCCCAACUGGAAGCGGCGUUAGCAUCUCUGGUUACGAAUUACUGACAACUAACACGCCUUUUGAGAUGUCUGGUGCAAAAUUAAAUUUAAAAUCUGAGCUAAAUUUUGAAAGUGCAUCUAGUUAUGUUAUUGAAGUAAAAGCAACUGACACUGCGUCAGAAGUCGGUACUGCCACAGUGACCAUUACGAUAACGGAUGUUAACGAAGCAGCGCCAGCAUUUGGUAAAACUUCCUACACUGUUUGCGUAGCAGAUGGUUCGGCUGCAGGUACGUCGGUCACAACAUUUUCUGCAACUGAUGAAGACACAGCGAAUACCAUAUCCUACUCAAUUAACUCUGGAGACACAAACAGCGACUUCAAGGUCUCGACAGCAGAUCUUGAGGUCAAUACUGGGAAAACCCUUGAUAUGGCUACAACAGCGACGUUUACACUUGUCAUACAUGCCACUGAUGAUGGCAGUCCGGCACAGUCCGGAUCAGCUACUUACACUGUCAACGUUCAGACGUCAUGCAACGGGGCGGCAGCUUUGACCGUGACAUUUAUGACACUUUUACUGGCACUCAUAGUCUCUUUAAACUAAUUCUCUAAAGCUUAAUCUAAAUCUUCAAGCAUGCAUGUUACAUAUCUUGAAUUCAUUUAUGAAUAAUAUUUACAUAUCCUUAAAGAAAAUAGUUUUACAAAAUUUGACAAAAACUUUAAUAGCAGCUUGCACGUUCAUUAGAGGUUCUUUAUUUCUCUCUAUUUUACUACGUCAAUCUAUAAAAAUGGAUUAUCGAAUUCAAAUCUAUGAUUGGCUAUACAUGUUUACCUAACAAGGUCAAGAAAUGUACAAUGUAUUUCUCACACAUUUUUUGCUCUCAUAAUACAGUUUUUUUUAAACUACUUGAUAUAUAUAUAGACUAGAAAAUUAGUACUACAGUACUUAAGGUGAGAUGAUUCCCUCAGGAUGUUGAAGUAGAUGACUAUAACAGGUAUGAGGAAACUGUAAAGAGUUUGUGAGCAUUUCGUGGCAGCAUCCAAUACUAACGAGCUAUGACAGCUUCCCCAAUGGUUAGAAACUUUACAACAGUUACUGACAAAAUAAUCAUAACUAUAAUACGCUGUUUUAUUAACAACAUUGAAUAAAUAUGUAUUUUUUCUCAGAACACUACAUACGUUCCUGAAAUAUGACGUUAAAUACCACCUGGUUUGUCCGCUCUGACAAAAAGAAACAUUUGAGAGAAGAAAGGAACCAUUAAAAUUGAUUAAAACUAUGAUAGAGAGGUCAUUAAUUAAAGUAUUUCAUUUGAACGAUAAGCCCAAGUGUAGUGUGACUGUUUUUGAUUGCAUCCAGAGAGUCUACUCCCUUUCGUUCUUUGUGUGCGUUGUGUGUUGUUGUUUUCUUUUUCUUUUAUUGUUUUCACAGUGAAAUGAUAUCAGUGAUGAGGUACAGCCCGUAUCGAUGUUUGAUUCAUUUUGCUCCUUUUUUUUUAAAAAAAAGAAGAAUAUAUAAUGUAUUGUUUCUUUUUCUGGCAAAUUUGUUGAAUAGUUCUUUAGAAACAUAAAACCUCCAUAAAUCUGGAUUAAGUGUGAUUUAAACAUUUAUCACAACAAAAUUACAUGAAAAUUGCAGACUCGCUCUGAUUGAGUCUGUACUCGAAACAGAAUGAAAAAGUGCAACAUCCCCCACGUCCCUUAACACCAGUUUGAACGGUGCUCAAUUUCCAACACUUAAUUUUAAGCCCUGGACUCAAUGAUCCCGAAGGACCAGACAUUUAUAAGAACACUGAAGUACGGGGCAACAUUUUACCAUACUUACGCGAUUAUUAUGUCACGAAGGUAUUAUCAAUUUUUUAUGACCUUAUUUAUUAAUAAAAAAAAUUGUUGUUGAUAAUUUCUAUAUUUCAUUUCAAAUAAUUUUAUGUGUCAUUUAGGCGUUAUUCGAACUACAUGAAGAAAUCGUUCGUAAACUUUUGGUAUUUUGUAUUUUAUGGUGAGAAAUAAAAUAAACAAUACAG
Ruditapes philippinarum (Manila clam) is the source of this 2376-nucleotide messenger RNA. RefSeq names its product protocadherin alpha-3-like. Gene Ontology annotation, molecular function: calcium ion binding; cadherin binding. The transcript has 5 exons. Lineage: Eukaryota; Metazoa; Mollusca; Bivalvia; Venerida; Veneridae. Gene Ontology annotation, cellular component: membrane; catenin complex. Bases 201 to 959 code for a protein of 252 amino acids. The record is from RefSeq and is a predicted model, not a curated record. Gene Ontology annotation, biological process: homophilic cell-cell adhesion.